Molecule: messenger RNA, 2474 nt
Organism: Clupea harengus (Atlantic herring)
Lineage: Eukaryota; Metazoa; Chordata; Actinopteri; Clupeiformes; Clupeidae
Gene: mtx1a
Product: metaxin 1a
Biological process (GO): mitochondrion organization
Cellular component (GO): cytoplasm; SAM complex
Source: RefSeq, a predicted model, not a curated record
AUGCAACAAGUGUAAUACUAUGAUUUUUUUUUUUUUUUUUUUACAGUCAUUGGCCUAACCAAUAACAAAUAACUUUAUUGCGUCACUUCCGAGUGAAAGCGCAAAUCAAAUCAAGAUGGCGGCUCCCUUAGAGUUAUUUAGCUGGAAAGGCAGUUGGGGAUUGCCUUCUGUCAACACCGAAUGCCUAAUCGUGCUGGCUUAUGCAAGGUUUGCAGGAGUACCCCUCAAACUUCACAAGACUGCCAACCCUUGGGGAAGUCCUACAGGUACUCUUCCAGCGUUGAAGACUGGAGAGGAUGGAAGCUUUUCGCAGCCCAGUAAGAUCAUCAUUGAAUUCAGGAAACAGAAGUACAAUGCAGACUUUGACCUAUCAGCAAAAGAGGGAGCAGACACCCUGGCUUUCAUAUCUCUGGUGGAGGAGAAGCUGAUGCCUGCACUGAUCUACACUCUGUGGGUGGACCCCAAGAACUAUGUGGAGGUGACCCGCCGUUGGCAUGGCGACAACAUUCCCUUCCCGCUGAACUUCUUCCUGCCUAGCCACAUGCGUCGGCAGCAGCUGGCCCGCCUGCGCCUCAUCAAGGGGAACGAGGCCCUUGAGGCCGGCGAGGAGGUGGAGAAGGAGCUUUACCAUGACGCCCAGGAGUGCAUGGAUCUCCUUUCACAACGUCUCGGCUCCAGCAAAUUCUUCUUUGGUGAUUCACCUUCAUCUCUGGAUGCACAUGUAUUUGGCUACCUGGCGCUUGUGCUGAAGAUCAAGCUGCCCUGCGGUCAACUCCAGCAGCAUCUGCAGUCUCUGGACAACCUGACACAAUUCUGCUCCAACAUCCUCACUCUCUACUUCCCCAGUGAGCUCGAUGAAGGUCCAGCGCACAAAAUCUCAAUUCAGCCUGAGGCCAGCGACUUGGACAGUGGCCCCAACAAGAAGCGCAAGCAGCUGCUGUCGCUGUUCUUUGCCCUGGGGGCGAUGCUGAGCUACGCCCUGCUGACGGGCAUCGUCUCCGUCGAGCACGUAUCUAUUGAGGACUCCAGGGAGUCCCAGGACAUCUCUGAAGGCCAACCCGGGGAGGAGGACGAGUGAUGUGUGUGUGUGUGUGUGUGUGGAGUGAGGAGGAGGAGGAUGCGGGUGGUAGUAGAAGGAUGUUGGAAUGGGAUUCAGCACCAGGGGGAGGUGUGUGUGUGUAGGGCGGUCUUGGUGGUCUCACAGGGACCAGUGCUGUGAGUGCUGUGCUGGGCGUAGCAUGGCUUUAAAGACCAAGAAGAGUCCUCUCCCUGAUUUGGUUUCUCAUAUCAGGCUACAUGAGAGAUGACCAUUAGGUUUUAUGUUACCGCUGGAUAAAGCUUUUUAUUGCAUGAUGAUCAUGAUGAUAAUUUCAUUUUUUCAACUCAACAGCUGAUAAUGGAGCAAGUAUAGUGAUCACCAAAUGUAUUUAAUUGUUUAGUUUUAAUAUUUUUGGUGCUGUAUUUAUUUUCUUAAGAAGCAUGUACUUUUUGCAAUGAAAAUAUUCUAAGGCACAUUUUACAGAUACAUUAGAGAAAUGAUGACAGCUUUAAUUCAAUUGCAGACCUUCAGCACUUUCCAAUUUGCUCUGCAGCCUUCAUCUAGUUUGCUGGUACGGAAAUGGCCCAUUUUGAAUAAACACACCAUGUUCAGCCAUGACCAGUCAAGCCAAACUAAUGAUGCAGCUGUCAGUGAAAUUAAUGUGGGGACCAAAAUGACCCUGGAAACCUUUCGUCAAAACCUUUACCUUUACCCAGAUAUAGGAUUAUAAUUCCUUAUAGGUGGAUCAAAUUGGCACUUGAUGUAGAGGAACUCCAUUGUUGCCUUUUGUUGUGUGAUUUGAUUGAGGCUUUUAUGUUUUUUGUUGUUGUGCAGGUUGUUUGUCUUUUUGUGGGUUUGGUAUGUUGGAAAUUAAGAGUGUGUGUGUGUGUGUGUGUGUGUGUGUGUGUGUGUGUGUGUGUGUGUGUGUGUGUAUAUAUACAUAUACACACACAGUUGGAAGAAUUUGGACGUUUAUAUGCAUCUUUAAAAAAAAAAAAACUAUAAUUUCAGUAUGUUUUGUAUGCAACAAAUAAGUACACAAAUAAGUAGGAAAAGCUGUUUUUAUGUUACAUGAAUGAGUGGCCAUUUGCUAGAUAAAUGCUUGGGACUAUUAUGCAUAUAUUACUGGUGAACCAGAAUACAACCAGAGGGCUAAUCCUCUAUGUGAUCUGGCCUAAGCACUACAAUAUCUAAGAUCCUGUCGUAAUUCUAGCAGACCAAUGUUUGUGCUGUAUACAGCCAUUUGUAAUUUGAUGUCUGAAAUCACAAUCUGAACCACUGAUUUGAAUGAAACAUCACAAAAAUAUGUUAGCAACAUACCAAAGAAUAAGCCUUCUCUGCUUUUGUCCAAAAUAUUGUUCAGUAAAGGUGUCAUGUCAUGAAUGAAUAUUAUAUUUUCUUAAUUUAUGAAUGAAUAAAUGGGACUUGAACACAA